Aspergillus mulundensis is the source of this 2445-nucleotide messenger RNA. It is a transcript of the gene cdc48, whose product is annotated as AAA family ATPase CDC48. Gene Ontology annotation, biological process: autophagosome maturation; mitotic spindle disassembly; retrograde protein transport, ER to cytosol. Bases 1 to 2445 code for a protein of 814 amino acids. Lineage: Eukaryota; Fungi; Ascomycota; Eurotiomycetes; Eurotiales; Aspergillaceae. Gene Ontology annotation, cellular component: nucleus; cytosol; VCP-NPL4-UFD1 AAA ATPase complex. The transcript has 6 exons. The record is from RefSeq and is a predicted model, not a curated record. Gene Ontology annotation, molecular function: ATP binding; polyubiquitin modification-dependent protein binding; ATP hydrolysis activity.
AUGAGUUCAGACGAACACAAGAAGAAGCUUCUUGACGCUUCUGGUGCCGAGAAGAAAGAGGAACUCGACACCUCUACAGCUAUUCUGAAGAAGAAGAAGAAGCCCAACAGCCUGAUUGUCACUGAUGCAGUUAACGAUGAUAACUCGACGAUUUCCCUCUCCAACAACACCAUGGACACACUCGGUCUUUUCCGAGGCGACACGGUCACGGUCCGAGGCAAGAAGCGCAAGGAGACGGUCCUGAUUGUGCUUGCCGACGAUGAUCUCGAUGAUGGAAGCGCCCGUAUCAACAGGGUUGUCAGGCAUAACUUGCGUGUCAAGCACGGUGAUAUCAUCACUGUCCACGCUUGCCCUGAUAUCAAAUAUGCCAAGCGUAUUGCUGUUCUUCCCAUUGCCGACACUGUUGAGGGUCUGACCGGGUCUCUCUUUGACGUUUACCUUGCUCCUUACUUCCGUGAUGGAUACAGGCCCGUGAAGCAGGGAGAUCUCUUCACAGUAAGAGGUGGUAUGCGGCAAGUUGAAUUCAAAGUUGUCGAGGUGGACCCCCCAGAGUUCGGUAUCGUUGCUCCGGAUACCAUUAUUCACAGCGAGGGUGAACCGAUUCAGCGUGAGGAUGAGGAGAACAACUUGAACGAAGUCGGCUAUGAUGACAUUGGUGGAUGCCGCAAGCAGAUGGCCCAGAUCCGUGAGUUGGUCGAGCUGCCGCUUCGUCACCCUCAACUGUUCAAGUCUAUUGGUAUCAAGCCUCCUCGUGGUAUCCUCAUGUACGGUCCUCCCGGUACGGGUAAGACUCUGAUGGCUCGUGCGGUGGCCAACGAGACUGGUGCUUUCUUCUUCCUGAUCAACGGUCCUGAGAUCAUGUCCAAGAUGGCUGGUGAAUCAGAGUCGAACCUCCGCAAGGCUUUCGAGGAAGCUGAGAAGAACUCGCCCGCUAUCAUCUUCAUCGAUGAAAUCGAUUCGAUCGCGCCCAAGCGUGAGAAGACCAACGGAGAGGUUGAGCGCCGUGUUGUCUCCCAGCUUCUGACCCUGAUGGACGGUAUGAAGGCUCGCUCCAACGUCGUCGUCAUGGCCGCCACCAACCGCCCCAACUCCAUUGACCCCGCUCUUCGCCGGUUCGGUCGCUUCGACCGUGAAGUCGACAUUGGUAUUCCUGACCCCACUGGUCGUCUUGAGAUUCUCUCCAUCCACACCAAGAAUAUGAAGCUUGGCGAGGAUGUCGACCUGGAGACCAUUGCUGCUGAGACUCACGGUUACGUUGGUUCCGAUCUUGCUUCUCUCUGUUCUGAGGCUGCCAUGCAGCAGAUUCGUGAGAAGAUGGACCUCAUCGAUCUCGACGAAGACACUAUCGAUGCGGAGGUCUUGGACUCCCUUGGUGUUACCAUGGAGAACUUCCGCUAUGCCCUUGGCGUCUCCAACCCCUCCGCUCUUCGCGAGGUUGCUGUCGUCGAGGUUCCCAACGUCCGGUGGGAGGACAUUGGUGGUCUCGAGGAAGUCAAGCGCGAGCUUAUCGAGAGCGUCCAAUACCCUGUUGACCACCCCGAAAAGUUCCAGAAGUUCGGUCUGUCACCUUCUCGCGGAGUUCUGUUCUAUGGUCCUCCUGGUACUGGUAAGACCAUGCUUGCCAAGGCUGUUGCCAACGAGUGUGCUGCAAACUUCAUCUCUGUUAAGGGUCCUGAGUUGCUGAGCAUGUGGUUUGGUGAGUCUGAGAGCAACAUUCGUGAUAUCUUCGACAAGGCUCGUGCGGCCGCUCCUUGCGUAGUUUUCCUCGAUGAGUUGGAUUCUAUCGCCAAGUCCCGUGGUGGCUCCGUCGGAGAUGCUGGUGGUGCUUCCGACCGUGUCGUAAACCAGCUUCUCACUGAAAUGGAUGGAAUGACCUCCAAGAAGAACGUUUUCGUCAUUGGUGCUACCAACAGACCCGAGCAGCUCGACGCUGCCCUGGUGCGUCCCGGCCGUCUUGACACUCUUGUCUACGUUCCUCUGCCCGACCAGGCUUCUCGCGAGGGUAUCCUCAAGGCUCAACUGCGCAAGACCCCUGUCGCUUCCGAUGUCGACAUUCCCUUCAUCGCCAGCAAGACCCACGGAUUCUCCGGUGCCGAUCUUGGAUUUGUUACCCAGCGUGCCGUCAAGCUUGCUAUUAAGGAGUCUAUCUCUCUUGACAUUGAACGCCAGAAGCAGCGCGAAGCUGCGGGUGAGGAUGUAAAGAUGGAAGAUGAGGAGGAGGGCGAAGAUCCCGUUCCUGAACUCACACGAGCUCACUUUGAAGAGGCCAUGAAGACUGCGCGACGAUCCGUCAGCGAUGUGGAGAUCCGCCGAUAUGAAGCAUUCGCCCAGAGCCUGAAGAACUCUGGUGGCAGCAGCUUCUUCCGCUUCCCUUCUGCAAAUGAAGUUGCGGAUGAGAACAACACAUUUGGUGAAGCCGGUAAUGACGACAGCCUCUACGAUUAA